This is a messenger RNA of Phoenix dactylifera (date palm), 2792 nucleotides long. RefSeq names its product transcription factor TCP15. The record is from RefSeq and is a predicted model, not a curated record. Lineage: Eukaryota; Viridiplantae; Streptophyta; Magnoliopsida; Arecales; Arecaceae. Gene Ontology annotation, molecular function: sequence-specific DNA binding; DNA-binding transcription factor activity. Gene Ontology annotation, cellular component: nucleus.
AUAUAAUUUCCACUCAUUGUAUUUGUUGCUUAAAGUUUUCCUUCUCCUCCCUUAUCCUCUCAAGCCCCUUCUCCUUCUCUCUUUAGAAGCAUGUAAAGAACGGAGCUGUUAACUCUCUUCUCUAUCUAUUCCUUAUUCUAUCUGUACUGGCUUAAAUUUGAACUGGGUGUCCUACAAUCUCCCCAGAAUAGUUGGCUCUCUCUCUAUCUCUCUCUUCAUCUACUAUCAAUUAAUCAUCCUUCUUUCUCCGCACGUCAAAAACUUGAACUUGGGUGUCCUUCAGGCUCUCUCUCUCUGCUCUCUCCCUCUCGCCCCCCUCCCCCCACCAAUCGAUCUAUUUUUCCCUCUCUACACAGAUCACACGCUUGGGUGGAAUAGCUUGAUUCUACUUGUUUGUAUUGACAGAUUCUUCUUUCUCUACCUGUUUGAUCGAUUUUCCCCAUACCAUAGUUUGAUCUCUCCGCCCCCCUUCCUGAUCAUAUCCACACACACACACAGAAAAAAGAGAUUGAAUUAGAUGUCCUACCCAAACUCCAUAAAAUGGUCUCAUCUCUCUCUUUCUCUCUCUCUCCCCCCUCUCUGAUCCCUCCAUCUCCAUAAAUUCAUGAAAAUUGGAAUUUUAGGUGUAUCAUCCUACAAACUCCACCAACGAGCUAGUUGGAUUGCCUAUCCUUCCCUUCUCUCUCUACAACGUAAGUACUUGAAUUGGGUCCCCUGCAAGCUCCUUAAGAACUUUUAAUCUUAUCUCCUAUCCUCCCCUUCCCCACACCCAUCAAAUCAGAAACCAUUAUCAUGGUUUGAUCCAAUAUGGAGGGCGACGCCGCCGGAGGAUCCAGAAGGCCCAACUUCCCCCUCCAGCUCCUUGAGAAGAAGGAAGAAGACUCCUGCUCCAGCUCCGGCUACCCGUCCCUUGCCAUCUCCUCCGGCCCCUCCACUGCCGCCGGCGGCAGCGGUGGUGGUGGCCACGAGCUCGCCGUCGACCCCCCACGAAAGCCAGCCCCCAAGCGGAGCUCCACCAAGGACCGCCACACGAAGGUCGACGGCCGGGGUCGCCGCAUCCGCAUGCCGGCCCUCUGCGCUGCACGGGUCUUCCAGCUUACCCGCGAGCUGGGCCACAAGUCCGACGGAGAGACGAUCGAGUGGCUCCUCCAGCAGGCCGAGCCUGCCGUGAUCGCCGCCACCGGCACGGGCACCAUUCCCGCCAACUUCACCUCCCUCAACAUCUCCCUCCGCAGCUCCGGGUCCAGUGUCUCCGCCCCGUCCCACCUCCGCGCCGCCAACUACUUCAGCUCUCCCUCUGCCCUCGCCGCCCCUCCCCUCAGGAUUGGCGGCUCCAGCUUCCUCUCGGAGGGCCCGUCAUCGUCCUCGUCAUCCUUGCUCCUCAAUUUCAACUCAGGCAGUUGCAUCGCGGCCGACCCAUCAUCGGACGCCGACCUCGGCAGCAACAUGCGGAAGCGCCGGUGGGAGCAGGAGCUCCAUCAUUAUCACUUGCAGCAGCAGCAGCAGCAGCAGCAGCAGCAGCAGCCGCUGCAACACCAGAUGGCGGGCUACGGCCAGGCAAGCCACGGCCAGAUGCCGGGACCCUUGUGGAUGGUGACAAACCCUAGCAGCCAAAGUAUACCAAGUGGCGAGUCGUUAUGGACGUUCCCACAGAUGGGCAGCGCCGCCAUGUUCCGAGGCUCCAUGUCUAGUGGGCUACAUUUCAUGAAUUUCCCUACCCCCAUGGCUCUAUUGCCGAGCCAGCAGCUAGGCCUCGGCUCCGGCGGCAGCGGAGGCCCCGGCGAGGGGCACAUGGGAAUCCUCGCGGCCCUCAACGCGUACCGGCCACACAGUUCUUCCGAGCCGAUGCCGACCGGGUCCCAGCAAGCCCAUGGCGGGGGGGACCGGCACGACACGAUGAGCACGAGCGACUCGUAGGUUCGGUUGGUCUCGCGUCCAUGCAUGCGAUGAUGUUGCUCUCCCUCUUUCUCUUUUCUUCUUCUUCUUCUUCUUCUUUAAUCCUAUCAUUUUUCUAUCAUCUUUGAAUCUCAUAUUUCUGAAGUAUAAAACAUGCUCGCAAUACAUCAUGCAAGCCAUUCUUUUUUGUUUGUGAGUGAGACUCUCAGCUAGGGUUUCAGUGAGGGAGGAGAAGAGUGAGUGAGUACUGAUGAGUUCUUUUUUUCUUUUUUUUUUGAACUAUGGUGGUGAGUCUUUGGUUCAACAAAUUCAGUGCUGUCACACAAUUAUCAUAUUCUCAGCAUAUCAUUGUUCCUCGUUUCUCCAUUUCCAUUUCCAUGGUUGGGAGUAUUAUGUUCAUGAAUCUUCAACCAACCAUAAUAUACUUGCAAUGCAUCCAGACGCUUUUAUGAGUGAGAGAGAGGCCAUUCAGUUCAACGGAAGAUAGAGAUAGAGAACAGCAACGAGUGAUGACAGCACUCAGAAUAGAAGGAACCUGAAGUUCCUAGCCAAUGAAGACCACAAGACCCAUUGAGUCCAAUAGUGAGUAACUUAAAAUUUUAGCUCAUAGCAUCAUCCGAUCAAUGAUUUCGUUCUCCUAGAAUGGGCUUCUAUGGUUCUUUCUAGAAGUAAGACACAUAAGAAAGUCUUUUGUUUAUACUUCUUAUCUGUUAAUACUCAUACCUACUAGGUAUGAGUGUUUUAAUAGUCAUUAAAAUAGCAUUGAAGGUGGGGGGAGAGAAGUUCUUGGCACAAAGGGUGCCUUCUUUAUUCGAGUUGUGCGUUGGUGUAGUGGUUCCAGGGUGUGAAAGCUGAAUGUGAACAAGAGAGCAUGGAAAAAGCCCAAAUGGGUAUAA